AUGUUAAUACAUUUUCCGGAUAAAAUUGUUCCAAAAGCUCAUUUUAUUCGUGAAUAUGAGCGAAUAGUACAUGAUUAUGGUUCAGCUGCACAUCAGUGGUGCUCGAGAUACGAAGCAUGUCAUACUUAUUUUAAAAAACUGGCAAUAAGAACAAAUAAUUGCAAGAAUACUCCAAAAAUGCUUGCAACACAUUUUCGUCUCAAGCAAUGCUUGAAAUUUACGCGUUUAUCUCAAUUUAAAAGUUUUUAUUAUUUUAUAGGAAUUAAAAAAAUUCAACACUCAUCUUUUAAUAUAGCAAUGAAAAAUGUUUUAGUUCAUCAUUUUGGUUAUAUUAAUUUAAACAAUGAUUUAUUUCAAUGUACUAAAUUAAUUAAUGAAAACAUCGAGUAUUGCAGAUCAGCUGUAUAUAUAAUUAACUUGAGAAGUGAUAAUGAACAACCUUUAUUUACUCAAGUAAUUUUUAUUCUCAAAAUGAACGAAAAAUGGUGUUUACUGGUAGAUUUACUUAAUACUCUAUCAUGCGAUGAAGAUUUAUUUGCUUGGAAAGUCAAUCAUGAUAUUUUACCUGAAUCUGCUGAUUCAUCAUCAACCGUUACAAAAGAUCCUCAAUCAUCAUCUAUUACUUCAAUACAUUCUCAACCAUCAUCUAUUACUUCAAUACAUUCUCAACCAUCAUCUAUUAUUACAACAUAUUCUCAAUCAUCAACUUUUACUAUUGAAUCAUCAACUGAUUGUUUACCAAAAUCAUCUACUAAUAAUUCAAUAUCUCAUCAACGUGAUAAUAGUGCAAAUAUUAAUGUACCUUUUCCAGAUGAAUAUCGUAUUCCAUCAUUACCAAAUGGUUUGAUAAAAGAUAUUGAAGCCGGAUCUUUACAUACAUUUGGUCCACGUUAUACAAAUCGUCAAACUCUUAUUGAUGCUAUUAGCUAUGAUCUCAUUGAAAAAUACAAACUCUUUUAUCCAUCAUCAAAACAAUUUGAUAAAAUUGGUAAUGCAAUUGUUAAAUUUCUAAAAUUGCCUUUAAUAAAAGAAAACAUAGCGAUAUGGAAAGAUGCAUUACAAGCAAAAUUAAAACGUAAACGUGCUGAAAACUUAGAUAAUAUUAUUGUUCAAGAUUAUCAUUUAAAAUAUUCACGAGCAGGAUCUGGACGUCCGGUUAAACGAAGACUUGAUGAAACAGCUUAA
Molecule: messenger RNA, 1185 nt
Organism: Rotaria socialis
Lineage: Eukaryota; Metazoa; Rotifera; Eurotatoria; Philodinida; Philodinidae
Source: the annotation of a GenBank genome assembly